Messenger RNA from Oreochromis aureus, 5599 nucleotides. Its product is annotated as oocyte zinc finger protein XlCOF6-like. Gene Ontology annotation, molecular function: DNA-binding transcription activator activity, RNA polymerase II-specific; RNA polymerase II cis-regulatory region sequence-specific DNA binding. Gene Ontology annotation, biological process: regulation of transcription by RNA polymerase II. The coding region runs from base 180 to 2606 and encodes 808 amino acids. The transcript is spliced from 5 exons. NCBI's taxonomy places the organism in Eukaryota, Metazoa, Chordata, Actinopteri, Cichliformes, Cichlidae. Gene Ontology annotation, cellular component: nucleus. The record is from RefSeq and is a predicted model, not a curated record.
CGGAAAUGCAACACGGAAGGUUUUCAAAGGUGCACAGGGAACGAAAGGACGGGACGGUUGAUACGGAAGAAGGAGUGUUGUGUUUUCAGUCCAGCUGGACCCGGUUUAACCCCUCACUGGGGUUCAAAAUGCGCUGCGGAGUUUCGGACACAGCAGGCGGAGAGUUCAUGUGAGCAAACAUGGAGCCGAGAUUCGACAGCGAAGUGGCGUCGAUUGUGGAAGUGGCCAUCCAGGCGACUCUGUCUGUGUUCAGGGAUGUGUUGGCGAAAGAGGCGCCAAACACGGAGUGGGAAAAGGCGAGGAUGGGCGAGAUCCAAGAGAUAGAGAAGUCUCUGGUGGUGCAGAUCCACAAAGUGUUCACGGAGUUCUCCUCGGAGCUAUUCGAGGAGAACGAGGCUCUGCGGGCCAAAGUGGAGCAGCUGGAGGACGUGCUCCAGAGGAAAGCCGGGCAGCUCGAGCAGGAGCUGGAGGCCAGAGUGGGGCAGCUGGGCAGAGACAUGGAGCAGCUGGAGAAGGAGCUGAAGACCAUCAGCGAGGGCCCGACUCACGUCCUGCUGCAAGACGGCUCAGUGAUGGGAGGUCCUGUGCUGUCAGUGUCCACCAGUCCAGACGCCCCAGAAUCAGCUGCAGAAGAAUCAAAUUCAGACCCGCCGCCCAUUUCUGCAGGAGCUGCUGAAGUCGUCCCCACCUCCACAGCUGCAUCGGUGACCAUCCCCAAACCUGCGGUCGCCCCCAUGGUGUUUGUGGGCAAAAUCAGCUCCGCUCCCACGGUGCUCUUGGUUGGUGCCAGCCAAAUCGUAGCGCAGUCAUCGGCCGUCUCAGAAACGACGGGAGCUGCAGCAGUCGUGCUCAAACCAGCGGCCUCGCCGGGCUCUACACCUCAAAAUGUCCCCAGUCCCGACUCCAGUACUGUCAGCGGUCUCGACUCUACGCAGGAGAAGAAGUCUUUGGAAGGAAGAGCUUCUGGGAGGACAAGACGAACGAGAAGAGCACCUGCUAAUAGUGAAAGAGUUUCCGUUGACAACGGCAGCGAGGAGAAACAAAGCAAGUCUGCUGAAGAGCCUGGCAGACGGCUGAGAAAGACUGAUUCGCAGACAGCGAGGCGGUUCUUCUGUGAGCACUGCGACCUUGGUUUUCACUGGAAAGGCGAACUGAAGAAACACAUGAAGGUCCACAAGAAGCCUUUUCCUUGCGAUCAGUGUGGCAAGAGUUUCCUAGAAAAGGCGUCUCUGGAAAAUCAUGUUUUGCGCCAUGAGGCAACUAAAGCCCCGCUGCCCUUCCCGUGCCCUCAGUGUAAACGAUCGUACAGGAAAGAGGAGUCGCUUCAGAACCACCUCAAGCGUCACCAACGGUCAAAGCCUCCGAAGCCAUUCUCCUGCGAUCAGUGUGGGAAAACGUUCAGAAUCAAGCAGUCUCUGGAAAACCACCUGUUACGCCACGAGAAAUGGAAGCAGCUGCUGAAGUGCCAGCUCUGCGAGAAGACCUGCAAGACCUCGGUUCAGCUGAAGUGCCACAUGGCUGUGCACUCGGAAGAAAGGCCCUUCAGCUGCGUGACAUGCGGGAAGGAGUUCAAGAGCAAAGACACGCUUCGCUUCCACCAGAUGGUUCACACAAACACCAAAAAGUAUAAAUGCACAAUGUGUGAGGAGACCUUCAAAUAUGCCCACUCGCUGACCGUGCAUAAGAGGAAGCACACAGGCGACAGUCCCUUCGUGUGCUCCGUGUGCAACAGGUCAUACAGGACCGGCACGGCUCUGAAAAGACAUAGUGUGGUCCACACGGGAGAGAAGCCCUUCACCUGUCACAUAUGUGGAGCGAGGUUCAGCUUGAAUAACAACCUGAAAAGGCAUCUUCGCAUCCACACGGGAGAGAAGCCAUUCAGCUGCCAGGAGUGCGGCAAGAGCUUCUCAGACAACAACAAGCUCAAGUCCCACAUGCUCAUCCACGGCGCCAGAAAGCCGUUCAUGUGCGAUCUGUGUGGGAAGACCUUCCUCUUCAACUGCAGGUUGCAGAUACAUCAGAGGUAUGUGCACGCCGACAGGAGCGAGCAGUCGGACGGCUCGCAGAAUUUCUUCCAGACUCGACGGCAGAACAAGUCGCUGGUUAAACCGUACAGCUGCAAAAUAUGCCUGAAAGGAUUCAGCGCCGCCUGCUCGCUCAAACUUCAUGAAAAAGGCCACAGCGAGCACAAGGAGUUCAACUGCGGCAUCUGUGGGAAGUCCUUCCACAACAAAUACUCUUUCAGCUAUCAUCAGCGGAGCCACACGGGCGAGAAGCCGUUCGUUUGCGACGUGUGCGGGAAGAGGUUUUUCCACGCCGCGAGUCUGAAGCAGCACGAGCGCAUUCACACGGGUGAGAAGCCGUACAAAUGUGACCAGUGCGGCAAGGCCUUCAGAACGGACGGAAACUUCUACAGACACAUGCGGAUCCACACGGGGGAGAAGCCGUUCGAGUGCAUGUACUGUCAGAGGAAGUUCCACCAGUCCAAUCAGCUCAAGUCCCACCUGCAGAUCCACACAGGGCAGAAGCUCUACUCCUGCCAGCAGUGUGGCCGAGGCUUCUCUGAUUCACGGCAGCUCAAGAAGCACAGCUGUGACGGGUCGUAGGUGACGUCGGGCUGCUGUCACCUGAUAGCAAGUAGGACUAAUAACUGAAAUGGAGGCAUUAGUUACCCAUGGCCCGGUGCCUUUUUGCUUACGAUUUUGCUAAGCUGAACAAAGCUGUUUUCAUACAUGAAGUCCAGAGAAUUGGGCGGGGCGUCAUCUGAAGUUUGUGUUUUCCAGGAAAUUAUUUGCCUCGCUUUUCUAGAAACUCGCAGUUUAGUGAAGUGGAGGGUGCCCCCGGACGCCUGACCUCCAUUCACUCGCUGUGAAUUCACUGGACAAUUGUUUGCUCUUCUCUCACAUGCACCCCAUCACACAUCAUGUGGUCUCUAUACUACACAGACUGCAUCAAGCACCUCCCUCAGUUAACCUCUUCUUCAACCACCUGGUCGUUGCUUUUGGUUAGCGGUAGGGUUGGAGUUUGGUACCUUAUCACAGAAAAGCUGUGUUAAAACAUAAAAGACUCGAUAUCAAACGUAACAUCUGUAUGCUUGUGCAGCUUAACCCUAAUCCUACUGCUAAAUGACCUGGGUGGUUUUUAAAAGUAUUCUCUCUGUAAAUUCUUGGUUAAAACCUUCAAACAUUAACUAGAACAAUUAACAAAAUGUUUAAAAAAACAGCUGUUAUGACUUCGUGUCUGAAACAUCUGAGUACUGUGAGGGAUCAGCUGGGGCUCUACUUUUGUGUAGUGCGAAUUCGUACCACGAGCUGAUGCAGCGAGUAAACCAGGCAAACCAUUAAGAGGCAGUGGCAGCCUUGAAAGUGCAAAACCUCUUGAGGAAAAUGUGAAAUAUCAAAAGUUAAAAGAAGAGCACCUCACAUCUGAAAACAUAGUGAGGCAGUGUCCCCUGGAGGUUGGUUACAAUUUGCACAUGGGUAUAAACAAAAAGUACCUUGAAGAGGUACUGAUCUUGGCAUGUCCUUGGUUAGUGCUCUUUCUAAAUGGUGCCGGCAAUAUUAAUCAUUUAAACUGACUUCAUAUUUUAUUAAUUUAAUGCCAGUUAACUGUUGGGUCUCACACAGCACUGUAUUUCAGCACCUCUCGAUGUCUCUCUGUGACUGGAAGACAGAUGACAGCCCCGCUAAUCAGCACAGUGCUGUACGACUUUGUACUACAGGAACGGUUAUAUGUUGUGUCAGAUCAAACUCUGUCUGACUGGAGAGAUGCAUAAGCACAUUCUGCACAGGCAUGAAAGAAGCAAAAAAAGCCCUUCUACAAGGUUUCACAGCCACCUCUGGAUGAAUCUGGGCUUUUAUUUUGAAGGUACAUUUGUUGACUCACCUGUCAAAUCUGUUUAAAAAAAUAGCUACAAAGAGCUUUACAAGCUCGGUGUUUGCUCAACGGUUCAAGCCAGAGUCUGUUUUCUGCCACCAGACAGCUCUGAGUUGAUUCAAAAUGCAAACAGUAAUCCUAGAUAUAACUCACAAGUAUGCUAACCUACAUAUUUGCUACAGUAAUGAGUAAACACAUGUGGCUGCCGGUGUACAGCUGUUGAUUGGCUCUUUGGAUCUCUGGUUUUGCGAAAUCCUCCCACUAAUUUUUGUUAAGGAAUUUUUGACUUAUCCUUACGCAGCAAGUCUGCAAAAAACUGAGCAGAGUUUUACACGGUGCAAGGUGUCACACAUUUCAGUGGCAUUUAAAGACUUUGUUAACUGGUUCAAAUGGCUCUUUAAUACAAAUACAACAUUUCUAAGAUUAAUGUUUAUCUUCAUCCAUCAGAUUAGUUGGCUAGUUGUCUUCUAUUUUCGAGUUUAAUCAACUAGGAAAUCAGUUAAAAGCUGUAGUGCAUGUAUGAAAACUGCUCCAGAGUGACACAGAAAUAACUUAAUAAAAUGUACUGGGGAGAGCUGGUAGGGUUACCUGUGAUUGCAGAGGUAUUAAAGUUUUGGUGAAAUUCUGGACCAGCAACCAUGUUAAAACUAACUAAUGUUAACUAAUCUGGGCAUCAACAAAUAACUUGACUAAAGAUUUAUGCCAGCCUAAAAUAAUAUAACAUCAGACACCGAUGUAGAUAAAUGUCCUUGUGUUUGCUGAUAUCAGCUGAUACUGAUCUGUGCAUUCGUCCUUAUGAUGUGGGUGUGAAAAACGGCUACAACGCUGGCACCUCUCACCCUUUAGAUGUUAGAGUUAAGGGACUGAUUAAGUGUGAUUUAAUAGCUGUCAACACGAUAUCAGCUUUUUUUUAUCAGUAGAGGUUAGCAGCAUUGUUGUGGCAUUUAUGUUUUGUAUUAUUAUUUUGUUUCUUUAACCUCAGCUGUUUAAAAACUUGGUGAAACAUGAAAGUUACUUGUAUGAAACCUAAAAUUGGAGAUAUUAAGGUAGGAUGCAUCUUCAAAUGUUCUGAAGGUAAUGUAGGAGUUCUUGCCAGUUGAAACUGAAGUGAAAAUUUGGGCAUUUUUAAUUGAUUUUUUUUUUUUUGUAAGAAUUCUUAAAGUAGUAAUUUAUGUUUUGUGAAUUCCCAAAAAUCCCAGUGAAAGGUGUAAUUAUUUUUAAAAUAGAAGUCGAAGUGUAAAGUGACUUUCUAAUAACUUUAUAUUUCAGUUCUCUGAGAUAUGUGUCUAUUUUUCUUGCUCGAAAUUGCAAUUAAAUAACAUUUGCAGUGAAAGCGCUUUGUAUGAGUUUUAUUUUGAAAUUUCUACAGUUGGACUACUUCCAUUUCCUGAAUGAAUGGCGCUAACACAGCGGCUAGUUCUCUGCGCUUGUAACGAACAGUUUUUAUCCGCAGAGGGAAAAUGUCAGAAAACUUGGUGUUUUAUUCAGAAACGAAGUGUAUCAUGGAGACUGUUAUCCGGGUCGCUGUCGAUGUUAUUGGAAAUCCCAGAGUAGAAACCGACGCAGAGGAACAGACUAUGAACCGUAAGCUGGAUUUUGACAGCACUGUGGAGAUGUUAGCGUGUGAGGCAACAAGAAAGAUCAGCACCGUCUUCUCCCAGGUGUCUUUGCUGCUGCUCGCUGAAAACAGGACUCUGAAGGCCAAAGUGGGACAGCUGGAGAG